Messenger RNA from Colletotrichum siamense, 1701 nucleotides. RefSeq lists its product as uncharacterized. The transcript has 2 exons. The coding region runs from base 1 to 1701 and encodes 566 amino acids. NCBI's taxonomy places the organism in Eukaryota, Fungi, Ascomycota, Sordariomycetes, Glomerellales, Glomerellaceae. The record is from RefSeq and is a predicted model, not a curated record.
AUGGACCCAGUUUCAGCGUUCGGCCUGGCCGUCAACGUGUUGGCCGUCGUCGACUUCUCGAAGACUUUCCUCGAGACUCUGGGGCAAAUCAAAGAUUCUGGUUCCUCGGCUGCGACACAAAAUAUUGUGAGCAUCAGUCGCAGCCUUCAGGCAUCAAACGCAAAUAUUACACUUCACCCGCUGGUUGAUGGUGAUGAUAAGGUUUUCAAGGACCUCGUCGAGGAAUGCCAGAGCCUUUCCGAGGAGUUGAUACGCCUCGCAGACGAACUUUCCGUCACAAGCUCGAGUGCGCUGGUGACGAGGGUCAAGGUCACAGCUCGUACAAUGUGGAGCCACAGCAAGAUCGAAGCGAAGAAAACUCGACUGGAAGCAAUUCGUGCACAGCUACUAUUCGAUAUUGUUGUACCCAUAGCCGGAAGAGUCAACACCAUCCCCGACAAGGCUGCCAUUAACACUCAGACUCGGACUCUUCUGAGCGAGAUAAGGGCAGGUGCAGACGCAAGCGACGCCAUGGAGAAGCGACUUCGCGCCUUCCACGAAGAGUACGCUGCCGUUCAGGACAAGCGGCACGUUGAAAUCGUCUCUCUUCUUCAUGAGAUACGUGACGUGAAACCGCGACUUGGCACCUUCCCAAUGAGAGACAGUGAUCGCAAAACAAGGGAUUUGGUCUUAAAUGACCUACUGGCUUCUCUCUACUUCCGUCAAGAAUAUGACCGAUUUCACGACAUCAACUCUGCUCAUAAAGGUACUUUCGAGUGGAUUUUCAGGGAUUCUCCCUCAGCAGCAAAUAAGGCAACCUGGUCAAACUUUGACGACUGGCUGCGACACCAUGCCGGAAUCUACUGGAUUUCAGGAAAGGCCGGGUCGGGAAAGUCCACGCUGAUGAAACUUCUGGGUACGGAUGAGCGAAGUCGCGCUGCUCUCCUCAAAUGGAGCGUUGGUAGCCGUCUGCUAAUCCUCUCAUUCUACUUCUGGAGCCCUGGUACGCCGUUACAGAAGUCGUUGGAAGGGCUACUCAGGUCCAUCAUUGCCCAAGCUCUCAAGGCCUGCCCCGAGCUGGCCGAAAAGAUAUUCCCGGAUCGCUUCGAACACCGUAUCAGCGACCGUCAUUGCCCGACAAUGCAACAGCUUACACGAGCGUUUGCCUCCUUAACAGCUCCAGGUUUGGUAGACGACUCCCAGGUUCCAAUAAAGCUAGCCCUCUUCAUCGACGGUCUUGAUGAGUUUGACGCUGGUUCAAUGAGCCAUGCGGAGCUAGCUGCAAUACUCACAGCAGCUAAGAAUUCAUCAUCAUUUAAAGCUGUUUUAUCCAGCCGGCCUGAGAACGCAUUUGAGGACGCGUUCGUAGACUGUCCCAACCUGAGACUGCACCUUCUCACUCACAAUGACGUUGUCAAAUAUGUGAACGAGAACCUUCGCGCCCACCCUCGGAUGAUCCAGCUUGAAUCUCAGGCCCCAGAUAAGACAGCCAGUCUUGUUGAGGAAAUUGUGGGAGCCGCCCAGGGAGUGUUUCUUUGGGUGAGAGUCGUCGUCAGAUCACUUUUAGAGGGCCUACAGAAUCAUGACGACAUAGGUACCUUGGUCGAGAGACUUCAUGAACUACCCACCGACCUGGAGGAUCUAUUUCGACUCAUGCUUCAGCGAGUUCCGCACAGGUAUAAGCAAGCGAUGUCGAAGAUAUUCCAGCUUUUGAGUGUCUGA